AAGUCGGUAUAAUAUCCGAGAAGAAUAACAAUACGCCAAGCCGAGACCCUACUUAAAGUACCACGAGGCCCCAAUGCCGAGGUGAAUUUACUCACUUCCGUCCCUCCUUAGAACAUCAGCAACAUGCAGCCAUGUUCCAACUAAAAGCACUGGUGUGCUCCCUACUGGCUCUCCUGGCCCUGCCUUAUCUGGCCAGCGGCUAUGCAGACCCCGGCGCCUGCUCCGGCCAGUGCUGGACCCACGACCCGGCAGUGGUUCGUCGCGACGACGGCGUCUACUUUCGUUUCAGUACCGGGUCCAAGAUCGGCAUCUGGAAGGCCCCGGCCAUAGAGGGCCCGUGGACGUAUCAGGGUGCCGCCAUCCCUGCUGGUUCGCGCAUCAACCUCCCUGGUCGCGACGACCUCUGGGCCCCUGAGGUGGCCAAAGUUGGCAACCAGUACAUAAUGUACUACACCGUAUCCACAUUCGGCUCGCAAAACUCCGCCAUCGGGUACGCGACAUCCUUCAACAUGGAGUUCAACAGCUGGACAGACCAUGGUGCGACAGGGCUGCAGUCGCGGUCCGGGGACAACUACAACGCCAUCGACGCCAACUACAUCCAGGUGCCCAGUACGGGCGAGCGCUUCCUUAACUUUGGCAGCUUCUGGGGCGGCAUUCACCAGGUGAUACUCAACAGUGCCGGGACGCAGGUGGCCGGGGGCGCGCUCGGUCUGCAGUUCCAGCCGGCCGGCACUCACGCCAGCGAGGGGCCGUUCAUGUUUGAGCGCCAGGGCUGGUACUACCUGUUCUGGAGCGAGGGUACCUGCUGCGGCUUCGACAAGAACCUUCCGGCACCCGGUGCCGAGUACAAGAUCCGCGUCUGCCGGAGCCAGAACUUUAGGGGAACGUUUGUCGACCGCAACGGGGUUGACUGUAGGAACGGCGGCGGCACGACCGUGUUGGAGAGUCAUGGGUUUGUCUACGGGCCUGGAGGCCAGGGUAUCAUGACGGAUCCGAGAAAGGGUACCAUACUCUAUUACCACUACGCUGAUCGUAGAGGUGCCAUCGGUGAUGGUGAUAAGAAGUUUGGCUGGAACGUCGUCAACUGGAGCGGAGGGUGGCCGACUGUUUGAGGGCAUGAGUGGAGCUCGGCUUGAGAAUUCACCGAUAUUUAUGCUGGUAGCACUGCCUACUUCGUCAUCAUCGAUGUCCCCGAAACCUUCUUGUAGCCAAAGGAAGUUUCGUCGGAGCUUUGAUCGGAAUCUGAUCUCUGCCUUUAUUGUGAUGACUCUAUACGAGGGCUCCGAAACUCCCACACCAUAUACCCCAUCCAUGAAAAGAGUACCAUGUACUUGCCGUCCAUCCACAUCAGCGGGAACCGCGUCAAGAUCUCCGGCGACGGCUGUUGAUGCCCUUGCGUUAUUGCAUGACGGAGUGCAAUGGGCGCGCGGUUAGCACCCUUCCACGGUAUCGGGAAUUGGUCGAAGUUGCUAGAACCCUCACCACAGAACAUGGUCGAGUCUAGAUGGCACACUUCCAUGCUAGCGUAAGUCUCUGUGAAGUAGCGGCUGAAGAUCCGAAGGUCCGCGAAAUGAAGCGGGGAUAGAUCCAUGUCUUUCGGUGGGAUAAGCCGAGGGGCCAGAUCCUCAAGGAGCUGGUGCAGACUGGGAUAUUUUCCUAAAUCAGCGUAGGGCCUCUUGUCACUGCUCGUGUCCCCGUGGUUCACCCGCGCCUCUUGUGUUUCGGAAACGUCCCCGCCAAAGGCCGUCUGCAUGCUACAGCAAUCACACCCGCUACGAACCGGGAACCUUCGAUAAGGGACGGAGGUCAAUGGACGAGGAGACAAGUGCGGUAUCCUCUCAGAUGCAAAAGCAGGAGUUAUCACCAGUGGCAAAGAGUGGUGAGAAUAAUAUCUGUCAGGCGGUUCUUGCCAGGUGAUAUAUU
Molecule: messenger RNA, 1923 nt
Organism: Pyricularia grisea
Lineage: Eukaryota; Fungi; Ascomycota; Sordariomycetes; Magnaporthales; Pyriculariaceae
Exons: 3
Coding region: 132-1112 (326 amino acids)
Biological process (GO): carbohydrate metabolic process
Molecular function (GO): arabinan endo-1,5-alpha-L-arabinosidase activity
Source: RefSeq, a predicted model, not a curated record